Messenger RNA from Mangifera indica (mango), 2074 nucleotides. Its product is annotated as non-specific phospholipase C1-like. Gene Ontology annotation, molecular function: hydrolase activity, acting on ester bonds. The transcript has 3 exons. The coding region runs from base 236 to 1834 and encodes 532 amino acids. The record is from RefSeq and is a predicted model, not a curated record. Lineage: Eukaryota; Viridiplantae; Streptophyta; Magnoliopsida; Sapindales; Anacardiaceae. Gene Ontology annotation, biological process: phospholipid catabolic process.
AACACUAAGCGACAGUCAACGAAGCCACAGCCGGUCCCCUGUAACGUCUGUCACACCUAAUGACGCCACGUGUCCGAUGCUAUGGUUGAUGCUCAACCUAUGAUUUGAAGUUUCCCCUAAACCUUCAAAUUCUCAAGGUGUUACCAAGUUUGCUCAUUUACCACGCAACUCUAUCAUUAAUUUUUUAGCUUUCUCUCUGUUUAUCACCGGCUUCUCCGAUUUCCGAUCGCCGGAUAUGGAGUAUUGCCGGCGGCGAGCGUCUCUCACCUUUAUUUUUUUCAUCUACCUCAUCGUUUCAUCUCAGUCCCUCGAGUUUAACAGUUUUCGCAAACGCCACAAAAUCAAUGGCCCGAUCAAGACCGUUGUGGUUGUCGUCAUGGAAAACCGCUCUUUCGAUCACAUCCUUGGCUGGCUCAAGUCAACCCGGCCGAAUAUCGAUGGACUCACCGGGAAAGAGUCAAACCGGGUCAACGUCUCUGACCCCAACUCUGAGGAAGUAUUCGUUUCUGAUGACGCUAUUUUCGUUGACCUCGACCCAGGCCAUUCGUUUCAGGCGAUCCGGGAACAAAUAUUCGGGUCGAAUGAAACCUCCGCCGACGAGGCUCCGAUGAACGGAUUCGUGCAGCAAGCGGAGGGUAUGGACCCUGGGAUGGCGAAAAAUGUCAUGAGCGGGUUCAAACCCUCCCGUGUGCCGGUUUACACUGAGUUAGCUAACGAGUUCGCAAUUUUCGACCGGUGGUUCGCGUCGGUCCCGACUUCGACUCAACCGAACCGGUUCUACGUUCACUCAGCCACGUCACAUGGUGCCAGUAGCAACGUCAGGAAAGACCUAAUCCACGGCUUUCCUCAGAAAACAAUUUUCGACUCACUUGACGAAAAUAACCUCACGUUUGGAAUAUAUUACCAAAACAUCCCCGCCACUCUGUUCUACAAGUCUCUGAGAAAAUUAAAGCACAUCGUAAAAUUCCACGACUACGCGCUUAAGUUCAAGUUGCACGCAAAGCGCGGGAAGCUGCCGAACUACGUAGUGGUGGAGCAGCGUUACUUUGACGUGAACUUGUUUCCAGCGAACGAUGAUCACCCGUCGCACGACGUGGCGGAAGGUCAGAGGUUCGUGAAGGAGGUGUACGAGACACUGAGGAGUAGUCCUCAGUGGAACGAAAUGGCGGUGUUGAUUACGUACGAUGAGCACGGGGGGUUUUACGAUCACGUGCCCACUCCAGUCUCUCACGUGCCUAGCCCCGAUGGAAUUGUUGGACCCGACCCUUUUUACUUCUCGUUUGACCGGUUGGGUGUUCGAGUCCCCACUUUUUUGAUCUCGCCAUGGAUUGAUAAAGGAAUUGUGAUCCAUGAGCCAGAGGGGCCAACACCAUAUUCACAUUAUGAGCAUUCCUCAAUACCUGCAACUGUAAAGAAACUCUUUAACUUAAAAUCCAACUUUUUAACAAAGAGGGAUGCUUGGGCUGGCACCUUUGAGAAGUAUUUUUUCCUCCGGGAUACUCCACGUGAUGAUUGUCCAGUUACCCUGCCAGAGGUGAAGAUGUCACUUAGACCAUGGGGACCAAAGGAAGAUGCAAAACUCUCAGAGUUCCAAGUUGAAUUGAUCCAGCUUGCAUCACAGUUAAAUGGUGAUUACAUCUUGAAAACUUACCCAUAUAUUGGCGAAAGCAUGACAGUGGGUGAAGGCAACAGAUAUGCAGAAGAUGCUGUCAAGAGAUUCCUGGAAGCUGGAAGGGCUGCUUUAAAAGCUGGAGCCAAUGAAUCUGCCAUUGUAACAAUGAGACCUUCCCUCACUAGCCGAUCUACAGGAGGAGGUUACAGCAGCUCUAUGUAAACUUAUUGAUGCUUUCUACUACCACCAUCUGUACAUUCAUAAUUCAUAUCCUGUACUGUUGUAUGUACAUAUAAUAUCUCCACUUUAGCAUAUGCAUCUAGUUACUAUAACUAGCCGUAGCUGGAUUAAAAAUUAUAAGGUAGCGAGAAUGUCAAAGCUCAUGGCACUGUAUCCCUAGUUAUAUUAUGUAAUGGUGGAUGACUUAGGGAGGCUAAUGAAGUUAUGAAUAUUCAGAUCUCA